Elephantulus edwardii (Cape elephant shrew) is the source of this 726-nucleotide messenger RNA. RefSeq names its product transmembrane protein 249 (gene CATSPERQ). The coding region runs from base 1 to 726 and encodes 241 amino acids. NCBI's taxonomy places the organism in Eukaryota, Metazoa, Chordata, Mammalia, Macroscelidea, Macroscelididae. The transcript is spliced from 6 exons. The record is from RefSeq and is a predicted model, not a curated record.
AUGGGGACACCAAAGUGGGUCCCCAGGGGCAAAGAUAGCAGCCUGUCCAUUUCUGCCAGUGCGAACCGUUUUCAGCUGUGGGUGCCCGGAUGCUUCUGCACUGAGCGCCGUUUGGCCAGGUGCCUCAAGGAAAACAGCUUCUACCCAUUCACUAGGCAGCAGCCCAAUGUCUUUGUGCUCGAGUACUACCUGGACUCACUGUGGAAGGGAGCGCUCCUCUUCACUGUCUGCGUCUUCCUAGCCUGCUUUGUGGGCAAGGUGCUGGACCAGGAGGUGUGGUGUUUGCCCACGUACGGCGUGGUCGUGGGGCUGUGGCUCAUGGUGUCGUCACUGCCGCGGCGCCGCCUGGUGCUGAACCAUAGACGUGGCACCUACCACUUCUCCAUCCAGGGCCGCACCAUCUACCAGGGCCCCUUGCACCUCAUCUACGUGCGCCUGGCGCUCAGCUCUGAUGCCUAUGGCCGGUGCUUUUUCCAUCUUGUCUUGUGCGGCCACAAGCUGGAGCCGCUGGUGCUCGUGCAGCUGUCUGAGCGCUACGAACAGAUGGAAUUCCUGGGCAGGCACAUCGCGCGGAAGCUCAACAUUAACUACUUCGACUACUUGAAUACAUCGUACCGCCACGUGGUCCGCCACUGGCCCCCAGAGGCCACAUCCAACCCAGGCAUCGUGCUUCGCCGAGAUCGCAGCUACAGGACCAGAGACUCGAUGUCUGACUUGGACGUGUGA